Molecule: messenger RNA, 2431 nt
Organism: Nasonia vitripennis (jewel wasp)
Lineage: Eukaryota; Metazoa; Arthropoda; Insecta; Hymenoptera; Pteromalidae
Exons: 2
Coding region: 893-1918 (341 amino acids)
Source: RefSeq, a predicted model, not a curated record
UUCAUAAGGCUUAGGGCACGUCAGGCCUCUCACGUGCAGACACGUUGCUUCCUUCUCCCGGACGUUGGUUCACGCAGAAGGAACAACAAUCAUCUCUAGUUGAGAGAGUCCUCUUACACACGCCGCAAGGUCAACUCAGCGCCGCGGCAUAUACAGUCAUGGACAAGGUCAGAGAAGCUCGAACACAGCUGCAGGCAUACAGAAAUGCCUCUUCCGAUGAGCAGCUGCGGGCGGAUUGCUUUCGAGUUGAUUUAGACCUCGAGCAAUUCGAAGUCUUCCUUCAGCAAGCCCUCGAACAUCGCGAAACACGAGCACUCACCACCAGAUACGCGAGUUCGUCAAACUUUCCGGUCAUCCAAGAUGCUCAAGUUCCUCAAUUGUUCGUUAACAACAAACCUGUAUUGCGACUUUUCCUGCGUGACAUCCUGUAUCGCGUUACUAGGAAAAAGCUCUACGAAUGCUUGUCAGCACAAGGGUGCACCGAUUUUUCCAUAGAUAGUCUUAAGAAUACAAGAAAGGGCUCCGUUGCGGUCAUUUCUUGCAAGUUACUGUCAUCCUCAUGCGCUAUUCAGAUCAAAUCUUGUAAAAAAGAACUGACUUUCACAGAUUCUAGAGGCAGAAUCUCAUACAUCAAAACGAGACCCGAUCAAUUCACUCAGCAAGAACCUUUACCGAGCACUCAGCCCGCAUUCAACAAAUUAACGCUUCUUCCCACUCCUCUUGUAGACAUUUUACAAUGUGGAGAUGUGAUCAAACGCUUAGCUCACUAUCUUACUUACAAUGAUUUCCUAAAUCUUUACACAGCUUGCCAUGAUGACCCCAAUUCCAUGGCACAGCACUUCCAUUCGACUCUUGUUACGAUCGGUACUCUCACUCCAAUGGUCUGAAUAGAAUGCUUGAGGAUGUCAACAACUUCAAAUUCACCAGUAUUUCAUUCAAUACGUCAGUCAAUAUAAUAGAAAUUCCGUUUAUUAACAAAUUGUUAUGGCGCUGCGUCAGCCACAGGCCAAUUCCCGACAAGUAUCUUCGUCUGCGCGAAAUGGACCUAUCAGCUGUCACUGUCUCUAAGAAAACUUUCGAUCUACUCUCGGACAGUUUUGCAAUAAACAAGCUCACGUUGGGCAGCACCCCAGGUGGGUGCGACGAAUUUCUAACAGUGGCCAACUUAGAAUCACUGAACUUUGUAAAUAACAAAAAUUUAUCGCUUAAGUUUUUAACCAGAGAAAAAUGCAGUUCUCUGCGUUCUCUAUCGUUUAACAACUGCCAAGAAGUGCCUAUCGAACGUCUGUUCGACUUCGUAAAAAACAACACACACCUUGCAGAAUUAAAUUUCUCAAAUUCUCAAGGUAGAAAGAGACACACAGUCGAUCUUAUUAUGUCAAUUUUCUCUCCGUCCAAUGUCACUGAAGCAUUUAACUUCAACUAUUCAGCCUGUAAAGUGUUCCGUACUGAGAUCAUUCCUCGAGUAGUGUUCUUGCGUACGAAUACUCUCAGGACACUUAAUCUCGAAAACAACGACUAUUUCAAAGAUUUUGUUACAGACAUCAUAGACAAUGCGCCAAACCUAGUCGAGUUGAACUUAUUAGGAUUGGACUUGAAUUAUCCGUUACUUCUUUCAAAUUUACCUCAAUUACGGUCGAUCCGGAUAAAUUACAACUACCAUAUUGUAAAUGCACUCAUCAGUGCUGGUCCUAAACAAAUCUUUGAAGUAUUCAUAAACAAUACGUGGGGAAAGAAAAGAACUCGAGUAAUCAACCUAGCUAACUUAGCUGGAACGAUUCACGCCUGCGAACAAAUAGAUUUUAAGUUUGUUAACUGUCGAAUCAAUGUUCCGACGCACGUUCGCCAAGAUCUCGCUACACACGGCGUUAGUCUACGAGCGUUAGACAAUACUGUCUCUUUACUAAAGACUUUGUAAAUAUUUUAAGUUCAUAUUAAUAAGUUCAUACCACGAAUUGUUACCAUUAGAAUUUACACAAUCGUUAUAUUGUAAUCUCAGAUUCUAAUAUCUUUAGUUUUAAUGAUAACUUCUGUAAACGCUCUCCAGCUACCGACACUUCGCAAUCAUAAAAAAUGUUUUAAUCUCUCUCCGUCAUAAUUUCAUGGAUCAAAAUAAUAAAAAUACUUUUCCGUUUUUUUUCAUUUUCGUGGGGGAGUACUGUAGGUGCCCCACGUUAGGUGGCAGCACCUCCCGACUGCAGAGAGAGAGAGAGAGAGAGAGAGAGAGAGAGAGAGAGAGAGAGAGAGAGAGAGAGAGAGAGAGAGAGAGAGAGAGAGAGAGAGGCCAUGCUGCGAGCGAGCGAGCGCCGACGCCGAGAGUGUUCCGCAGACCACGGCACGAGUCGGUCGAGUUGGAGAGAGAGAGAAUAAAAUGAUUGUUUGAGAGAAGAGUGUCCAGUCUCUAGCCCAGCCUAGACUUCCUCUUCCUACA